AUGGAUCACUACGAGGACCACAGCGACGACGACUCCGAUUCCGAGUCGGCCGCGGGAUCUGCUAUAGGCUCUGACGAGAAGACUCUGGUUGAGCUGUGCAGCCAUUGCCACGCGACUGUGGAAACGGAGAAUCUCAUCCUCUCGAUGCAUUCCCCUCUCACGCUCACGACGCGAUGUACGAUCCGCUGGCCUCCGACCGCCGUGGCGGCGCUGACCGGCUUCGUGGCAAUGUAUCAUGACGGUAGCAGCGGCGGCGAAAACAAUAACAAUAACGGGACCGCCACCGCCGCGGCCAUGAUGGCAUUGCUCGAUACGCAGCCGGAUCUCUGCGUGCCGCUCAUCUGCGAAGUGCUCGAGGCGGAGACAUUGGAUAUGUGGCGAGAUGUAGAGGUUGUGGUAGUAAAGACGGGGAGUGGAAAGGGAGGGAAGGGGAAGAAGAAAGAGGAGCUGGUGGUCGGCAUUGAAGGUUGGUGUUGGCGGAAGUGUGUCGACAAGGCGAGGAGGGAUGGUUUAUUUCGUGGGGGAGGUAGAAAUGGGGGCGGAGGUGGAGGUGGUGCUGCCGGUGGCAGCGGCGGUGGUGCUGGUGGUGGAAGAGCAGGACUCCAUGAGGAAGAUGCCCAAAGGGCUCAAGGAGCUGAAGAGGAGGACCAAGCCGAGAACGACGCAAAUGACUUGGACUUGGAUGCGAAUUAUGGACCACCACCUCUUCCUCCCGCCCCACAUCAUCCCGCGCCCGCGCCCGCGCCCAUCUUCACGCCGUCCCAACUCGGCACCAUUGCUUCCCUCCUCGCCCAAAUCAAAGAAGGCGAAGAAUCCCUCGAAGAUCUCGAGCAGCGCAUUUCGAGUAGCAGCGCGUCUCUCGCCGCGACCACGGCGAGUAUCGUCGCGGCGAAAGCCGAGCUCAUCUCGACGCAGUCCGAAGUCACUUCGACCACAACCCAACUCGCCUCAGCCCAAACACAAUUGAUCACGACCAAAUCACAACUCGCCUCUACCCAAACCCAACAUGCCACGACCAAGUCACAGCUCAGCGCAAUCCAUUCCGAGCUCAACUCUGCCAAAUCGCAACUAGCUACGACCCAAUCCCAACUCUCUUCCGCUCAAACCCAACUCAUCGCCACCAAGUCUGAUCUUAACUCUACCAAAUCCCAACUCGGCUCUACCAGAUCCGAACUCGCCUCAACUCAGUGCCGGCUGACAACCACCACCUCGGAACUCUCCUCGUCUCAAUCCCUCCUUACCGACACCAAGCGAUGCGCUGCUGCGCUUUCAAGAACAGGACAUCACGGCCGAGAUUCGCGUACAGCUGCAGAGUCUGCAGGAUGCGCGGCUCGCGACACGAGAGAUCGUGAGGAGCGCCGUGGCCCUGGUGGGUGGCAUCCGGGGUCGGAUAGAAGACGUGCGGCGGAGGACAGAAGGGUUUUGGAGAGAGGUGAUGGGCGCGGUAGAGAGGGUCGAGGAAGGGUUAGCGAAAAGGAAGGGGAAGGGGUUAGGUCUGGGUUCGAGUUCGAGUUCGAGUUCGAGUUCGGGACUGGGGCUAGGAAUGGCUAUGGAACGGGCAAUAGGAAUGGGUCCAGCUUCUUCGGCAGCUGGUUCUCGUCUCCAACCAGCCAACCCUCCUCUUCUUCUUCCGGUUCUUCCUCCUCUCGCCAGCCUUUCUCCCGUCGCCGUCGCAGUGCCCAACAAGAGAUCGCGGACUACACGGAUGGCUUGAGCUCGGGCUUAAGAUCAGGAUCAGGAUCAAGGUCGGGUCGGAGUCCGGGUCUAGGUCGUGCUCAAGGUCAAGGUCAGGUCAAGGUCAGAGGAUCGAAGUCGGCGUCGGAAUCGGAUGUUCAAGAUAAGAAUAGUAUUCCAAUCAUCACCACAAAGUCUCUUGUCUAUUCGCCCAGCCUUCUCCUUCUUCGUCCUUUUAUCUUUUCUCCUUCUGCUGCCGCCGUGCGAGAAGACCUUGAAUAG
Molecule: messenger RNA, 1956 nt
Organism: Drepanopeziza brunnea f. sp. 'multigermtubi' MB_m1
Lineage: Eukaryota; Fungi; Ascomycota; Leotiomycetes; Helotiales; Drepanopezizaceae
Source: RefSeq, a predicted model, not a curated record